CCCGCCCGGACUCUGAAUUCCGUAGCACCCAGAGCCAAGAGGACUCUGUUUCUUAGUGGGCUUCCGGACGCGAGGUGCUCCACUGCCGCCUUCCGGCCGGAAUUCCCUAAAACCGCAGCCUCCUGCGGGCCCUCCUUAGCUGCCACCAUGGGGAUCCUGGAGAAGAUCUCGGAGAUCGAGAAGGAGAUCGCUCGGACUCAGAAGAACAAGGCCACUGAGUAUCACCUGGGCCUGCUGAAAGCCAAACUUGCCAAGUAUCGGGCUCAGCUCCUGGAACCAUCUAAAUCAGCUUCAUCUAAGGGAGAGGGCUUCGAUGUGAUGAAAUCAGGUGACGCCCGUGUGGCACUGAUUGGAUUUCCCUCUGUGGGUAAGUCCACCUUCUUGAGCUUAAUGACCUCCACAGCCAGCGAAGCUGCAUCUUAUGAAUUCACAACCCUGACUUGUAUCCCUGGAGUCAUUGAAUACAAAGGAGCCAACAUCCAGUUGCUGGACCUCCCUGGAAUCAUUGAAGGAGCAGCACAAGGAAAAGGCCGUGGCAGGCAGGUUAUUGCUGUGGCGCGCACUGCUGACGUCAUCAUCAUGAUGCUGGACGCCACCAAGGGAGAGGUACAGAGGUCACUGCUGGAAAAGGAACUGGAAUCCGUGGGCAUCCGCCUCAACAAACACAAGCCCAACAUCUACUUCAAGCCCAAGAAAGGUGGUGGCAUCUCCUUCAACUCAACAGUCACACUGACCCAGUGUUCUGAGAAGCUGGUGCAGCUCAUCCUGCAUGAAUACAAGAUCUUUAAUGCUGAAGUGCUUUUCCGAGAAGACUGCUCCCCAGAUGAGUUCAUCGAUGUAAUUGUGGGCAACCGUGUAUACAUGCCCUGCUUGUAUGUGUACAACAAAAUUGACCAGAUCUCGAUGGAGGAGGUCGACCGCCUAGCCCGGAAGCCCAACAGUGUAGUCAUCAGCUGCGGGAUGAAGCUGAACCUGGACUACUUGCUGGAGAUGCUCUGGGAGUACUUGGCCCUGACCUGCAUUUAUACCAAGAAGAGAGGACAGAGACCAGACUUCACAGACGCCAUCAUCCUUCGGAAAGGGGCUUCUGUGGAACAUGUGUGUCAUCGGAUCCACCGGUCGCUGGCCAGCCAGUUCAAAUACGCCCUGGUGUGGGGCACCAGCACCAAGUACAGCCCACAGCGGGUGGGACUGACCCACACCAUGGAGCAUGAGGACGUCAUCCAGAUCGUCAAGAAGUAG
This is a messenger RNA of Chrysochloris asiatica (Cape golden mole), 1242 nucleotides long. It is a transcript of the gene DRG2, whose product is annotated as developmentally regulated GTP binding protein 2. The transcript is spliced from 13 exons. Gene Ontology annotation, biological process: cytoplasmic translation. Gene Ontology annotation, cellular component: cytoplasm. Gene Ontology annotation, molecular function: GTPase activity; GTP binding. NCBI's taxonomy places the organism in Eukaryota, Metazoa, Chordata, Mammalia, Afrosoricida, Chrysochloridae. The record is from RefSeq and is a predicted model, not a curated record. The coding region runs from base 148 to 1242 and encodes 364 amino acids.